This is a messenger RNA of Dendroctonus ponderosae (mountain pine beetle), 1175 nucleotides long. RefSeq names its product COMM domain-containing protein 2. The transcript is spliced from 4 exons. The record is from RefSeq and is a predicted model, not a curated record. Lineage: Eukaryota; Metazoa; Arthropoda; Insecta; Coleoptera; Curculionidae. The coding region runs from base 334 to 963 and encodes 209 amino acids.
AUUUUAGAUAAAUUAGUUGUAGAAAUCUUGUUUAAACGGCAUCUUUUUUGGCAAAAAUACGCUGGAAAACCUUUUAAGAAAAAUGACUCUUUUCGGGUUUUAUUCAUUUCAAUUCUACCGCUUUAAUAGUUAUUGGCAACGCCGGUCACAGCAUUCCAAUGACGUUUUACAUAAUUACGCUCGUUUUCUUCCCAGUUGUGUCCACAGAUUACAGAGUAAUAACCUCUGUGAUCUGUGCUUCGGUCUAUAGGGGCUGUCGGAUAAGUACACUGACGAGGGUUUGUUUGGCAACUAACCUCGAAACUUUGACAGGCAAUUAAUACUGCAAGGAAAAUGUUGAUUUCCUUGCGAGGCGACCACAAAGAGCACCUCAAGCUGCUGCUAACGCAACCCGAGUCAGUGGUGAGCGAUUUUUGCAAACUGGCUUUGGCCUAUAUGGAAAAAGGCCCCAAUGCAAAGCUCUACAAGACCGCAGCCUCCAAACUCAACCUGCCGGUUGACGACAUCCAAAACUGCGUCUACGGUCUGGUCAAUUUGCUGCUGAUCGCCUGCAAACACCAGCUAAGUGACGCAGACUUCAGAGAUUCAGUGCUCACUCUGGGCUUCACUGAGCAGCUGCAGGCAGUUCUGAGCGAGUUCUACAAGGAAAGACAAGCCGAGGUGCUUCAGGUGCAGCGCACAGGGCUGGUGGAGCCUCAUUACCACGACCUGCAGUGGCGAUUCGAAGUGCAAGUGGCUUCAAGGGCGCUGCCACAGCAGGUCACGCCGUUGGUUACGAUGGAUUUGGCCCUCAGAACGGAGCAAAGUGGGGCGGACCCCAACAUUACCCACACCCUGCUGCAAACGGAUCCCACCAAUUUGAUGCAUCUGGCCAAUGAGCUGCAAGCUGCACUGGAUGAGUCCAGGAGUCGGCAUUGCAGGAAAAUCCACCGGAUUCUCACCAAUCGCCAACUGCAGUCGUAAAGCUUUUCUAAUAAAAAAGCCGCAGUUUGAGAAGGUACAGGGUGAUCAAAAAAAUCAACAUUGUCAACAUUCUAUUCGAAGUCCGGAGCGUUCACUUGCAGUAACCUUGUCUUAUGUGGAUUUCUCCUUCGGCGGGCUCAAAGCCUUUCUCCUCUGUCCGAACAUGUACAUGUACAGUUGCGGGAACACUAAGAAAGCCCAAAUAAAACCAA